Messenger RNA from Guillardia theta CCMP2712, 1239 nucleotides. RefSeq lists its product as hypothetical. Lineage: Eukaryota; Cryptophyceae; Pyrenomonadales; Geminigeraceae. The record is from RefSeq and is a predicted model, not a curated record. The transcript is spliced from 16 exons. Bases 1 to 1239 code for a protein of 412 amino acids.
AUGCCGAGGAGGCGCAAGGGAAAGAAGAGCGAGGAGGAGGAGAGCGGAGCAGGAGGAGGAGGAGCCUUCAAGAAUGUCCUGGGAAGUUUCUUCGGAUCCAAGGGACCGGAACCCCAGGACGGAUCGGAGGAUGAGAAUGAGGAUGAUACCAAGGCGAAUCCUCCGACCGAGGCAGUGCAUCAAAUUGCAGAGCCGUUCGGAAAGAAAUCUGCCAUUGCACUGGCACAAGUAGAGGCGGAAGAGGACGAGGGUGGAGCACAGGAGGGUGUGAAGCUUGGAGGAGCAAACGAUGAUGAUGACGAUCGAAAGGAUGGCAACGAUGAUGGGGAGUUGAGGGAGAGCAUAAAUCCGGACGAAACGGACAUCGAAAGGACUAGCUCGAGCUCAAAGAAAGUUUCCUUCAGAGCGAAGGAUUCACUUGGGAGACUCACACAGAUUCAAGCUGAGGUGGAAGCAAAAGAAUGUGGAGAAAACACUGAGACUGAGUGUAGGAGCAUCAUCAGCAUCUUCGCUCGCCUCCCAUUUCCCGACAGCUCUCGCCUGAGCCACAGUUCCCUCGCACUAAUUCGCAAGACGGUUCAAGUCUCGAUCUUUUCGUCCUCCGCUCCUGGAGCCCUCCCUUCUCCUCCUGCUGUAUCUGCAUCUUGGAUCAGCACCAAGCAGGCGAUAGCGCUCGUCCAUCCCUUGCUCUUGCUCUCCUUCCUCCCAGUGAUUCUCUUCCACAUGUUCCUCCUUGACACGUGCCCCUAUCUCCCUUGUCUGUUGGUUUUCGUCGGCUUGCUCACAUGCGCACAGCGAUUGGACUUCUCGUCCUCCUUUCGCCUCGAUCCUAGAAGCAGGUCGACUACUUUCCCUUCCCCGUGCUCCGAUCUUGACGAGCGCUGGGGCACAGGGAUGAUCGAACUUUGUGCGCUGGACGAGGACGAGGACGAGGAGCUGAGGGGGAUGGAGGCGAAGGAUGAAGAUGGUCAGAUCCAAACGUUCCUCCUUGCACACAACACGUCAGAUCGCAAGAAAGCUCCUGAGGAGGCACUCAAGAUUCUUACAGUUGUGUCCAGUAGGAAGGCAAAGAUUUUAUCAGCAGGUCUCUCAAGGAUCAAUCGAAUCAAUCCGGAAGAUGUGACCAAAGCAUCGACUUGGCGCUCGGAAAAGAGCGACGAGACUCCUCGAACCAUCGGGACUCUCAACUCUCUCAUCAUGGCCGGGUUGUUCACGUGGGACGAGGAGGCGGAGGAGUGA